UUAUAGAAACGAAACCGACGAAUGACUAUUCCUUUUAGCCUAAAAACCGUAUAAAGGAGAAAAAGAGAGAACUUGAAGGUGCGAUGAUUGACGCGAGGCACGUUUUUCUACAGCUAACACGUUCAUUACGAAGCAGACAAUCUUUUUAUUAACAGUAAUUAUAGCUUUGGGAGCGGAAGUGCGCGUGGCGCGCGCGGAACCGAUUACGGUCGUGGGUUUUUGAUCGCGACCGGUGCACGCGUCACCGCAGGUCGAUACAUCUCGAAAUCGCGGCGGAUACGAGGCACCGCCGCUCGAUGCCGACCGCUUCGUUGCCUGCCAGCUGCAUCCGGACGACGCGACGCGACGCUCGCCGACGGCCGACACGUAGGGUAGAGCGUGAGGAAGAGAGAUAGAGAGCGAGAACGAGAAAAGUAUCACGCGUGUAUUCUCAGUUCGAGCGAAGUGACACUCAGCGGAGACGACAGUGCGGACACCCGCGAGUCGCAUCCGAGAGAUAAUCCUUGACACCGCCGCGCCGGCAGCCCCAGAUAAGCCAUGAUCUCGCGUGAUCUCGGGAGUAGAUAUUCGCCGCGGGAGAAUCCACGCCGGAGCGACGCCGAGAUGUCGGAGUCGGAGAACAUCUUUUUGUUCGUGCCGAAUAUCAUCGGUUUCGGCAGGGUGAUCCUGGCGCUGAUCUCCUUUUACUUCAUGCCCACCAACUAUGUCAUCGCGUCGUGGUGUUACGUGGUCAGCUCGCUGCUGGACGCGAUAGACGGCCACGCGGCCAGGUAUUACAACCAGAGCACCAAGUUCGGCGCGAUCUUGGAUCAGCUGACGGACAGAGUCGGCACGAUGUGUCUCAUGGUCACGUUAUGCCUGUUCUAUCCCGCCUACACCUUCUGGUUUCAGUUGAGCAUGGCUAUCGACAUAGCCUGCCACUGGAUAUACUUGCACACGACUCUUCUGCAAGGGAAGACCAGUCACAAGUUUAUCGACAUGUCUGAGAAUCCGAUCAUGAGACUGUACUACACAAACCGGACGGUACUGUUUUUCAUGUGUGCUGGCAACGAGGCGUUCUACGCCGGUCUGUACCUGUUGCAUUUUACCGAAGGACCAAUUUUUGUCGGUAUAGGUCUGUACAGAUUGAUCGUGUACCUGAGCGCCCCGGUAGCGUUCGUCAAAGCCGCUAUCUCUGUACUACACGGAUACGUGGCGUGCAUCAACCUCAGCAUCAUCGACGUGAAGGAACGCCAGGAGCGUCUUAAAACAAAUUAAAUCUCUCUAAGUCUCCGGACGCAUUAUCUGCUAGUCAAACUGAUUGUGAUCUACGAAUCUUCCUGUUCUACAAACUGGCGCACGCAUGUUUACAUACUUCCAUAAUUCCAUAUGUAUAUUUUUAAGAAGAAGUGGAGAGAGUGUGUUUAAAGAUGCGUGGUCGAAAGAUGUCUAUUUUGAUUGGCCGAUAUUCGACUGGUAGGAAGUACCGCGUUUGAAAAUAGCAAACGGCCAAAUUCCCUUAUUCCCUUAUGUGUAUUAGAAUGUAUGUGAAAUCUAUUCUUCUUGCGAAAGAGGAAAAAAACUUAUUUUUAAAGCACUAUUAAUAGCGUCAAUGACCAAAAUAUUUUGUUACCGUAAUAUAGCAUUACAUUUAUAUAUUUAGCAUGUUAUUUUAUAGCAUUUACUGAAACAGUGAAUUGUUGAUGUCUUAUUUUUAGAAUUUGUGACAUGUAGAGAUCAUAGGUGUCUAAUAUCUUCGAUAUCUCAGUAUAUUUUUACAUUUUUCCAGUAGACAGUUUAAAGGACUAGCCACUCUUCGCGUAGCCAAAACAUGUAGCGAGAAUGAUUUCAAUGUAUUAAAAUGAGUUGAAUAAAACAUCACUUUAAUAUC
Molecule: messenger RNA, 1870 nt
Organism: Temnothorax curvispinosus
Lineage: Eukaryota; Metazoa; Arthropoda; Insecta; Hymenoptera; Formicidae
Gene: Pis
Product: CDP-diacylglycerol--inositol 3-phosphatidyltransferase
Exons: 5
Coding region: 538-1257 (239 amino acids)
Biological process (GO): phosphatidylinositol biosynthetic process
Cellular component (GO): Golgi apparatus; membrane
Molecular function (GO): CDP-diacylglycerol-inositol 3-phosphatidyltransferase activity
Source: RefSeq, a predicted model, not a curated record